Messenger RNA from Nothobranchius furzeri (turquoise killifish), 1971 nucleotides. It is a transcript of the gene gba1, whose product is annotated as glucosylceramidase beta 1. The record is from RefSeq and is a predicted model, not a curated record. NCBI's taxonomy places the organism in Eukaryota, Metazoa, Chordata, Actinopteri, Cyprinodontiformes, Nothobranchiidae. Gene Ontology annotation, biological process: glucosylceramide catabolic process. Gene Ontology annotation, molecular function: glucosylceramidase activity.
UGUCACGUGACCCGAAAGACAUAGCAAGUCUGGGCCACUUCCAUCGACAUGCAUACCACUUCAGGUGAGGUUACUUACAGGCUGGGGACAUGUCAGAGACGCUCCUGUCACAACCUUAGAGCCGCUGCAAUGGUGCGUUCAUGGACAUCAGGUUUACUUCUGCUGCUUGUUUUGCUGUCGGCAGGAGUCCUCUCCUGCGCAGGCAGCAGUAAAUGUGUCGGCAGGGACUUUGGCUAUGGCUCUGUGGUGUGUGAGUGUAACUCUACCUACUGCGACAGUGUUGGCCCGGUCACUCUGCCCCCUCUGGGUCAGUACUCCACAUAUCUGAGCAGCAUGGCAGGCAGCAGGCUGGAGGUGGGUCAGGGUCAGGUCCAGGUGAACAGCUCUGGAGCAGCUCUCAGGUUGACGAUCAGAAGCGAACAGAAGUAUCAGAAGAUCAGGGGGUUCGGUGGAGCCAUGACCGAUGCAGCAGCCAUCAACAUCCUCUCACUUUCUGCUGGAGCGCAGGAGCAGCUGCUGCGACAGUACUUCUCCAGCGAAGGCAUCGGCUACAGCGUUGUGCGUGUCCCCAUGGCCAGCUGUGACUUCUCCACUCGCCUCUACACCUACGCCGACACACCCGGGGACUACAACCUGGACAGCUUCGCUUUGGCCUCAGAGGACACGGACAUGAAGAUCCCUCUUCUGCAGCGAGCCCAGGCCAUGUCUCCUCAGCCUCUGUCUCUCCUGGCCAGUGCCUGGAGCGCCCCCGCCUGGAUGAAAACUAACAAUGCCCUCACAGGAAAAGGCUCCCUGAAGGGCAAACCUGGAGGCAAGGAGCACAAAACAUGGGCUCAAUACUACAUCAGGUUCCUCCAGGAAUAUGCCAAAUAUAACUUAACCUUCUGGGCCCUGACUACAGGAAAUGAGCCCUCUGCAGGACUUCUAACAAACUAUAGCUUUCAGGCUCUGGGCUUCACUCCUUGGGAGCAGAAGGACUGGGUCGCUAUGGAUUUGGGCCCCGCAGUGCAUUCCUCAUCAUUCCCUCACACACACAUCCUCAUUCUGGAUGACAACCGUCUGCUGCUGCCCUUCUGGGCCAAAGUGGUUCUAGAUGACGUUCACGCCGGGCGCUAUGUUCAUGGUGUGGGAGUCCACUGGUACUAUGACAAUUUGGUCCCUGCAGCGAUAAGUCUGGGCGCCACCCAUAAGCUCUACCCAGAGUAUUACCUGUUCGGCACCGAGGCCUGUGCUGGCUGGAACCCACUAGACAGAGGAGUGAAGCUGGGGAGCUGGGCGAGGGCGGAGGCGUACGCACACGACAUCAUGGAGGACCUAAAUAACUAUGUUGUGGGUUGGACGGACUGGAACCUGGCGUUGGACCAGACCGGUGGACCAAACUGGGUCAAGAACUUUGUGGACAGCCCAGUCAUAGUGGACGUAACGAGUGACGUCUUUUACAAGCAGCCGACCUUCUACAGCAUGGCCCACUUCAGCAAGUUCCUGUGGGCGGGGUCACAGAGGGUCGGGGUGACGGCCAGCAAAGCCACGAGGCUGGAAUACACCGCUUUCGUCAGACCAGACGGAUCGGUGGUGCUCAUCGUACUCAACAGGUCCUCGUCCCCGAUCCAGCUGGAAGUCCAGGAUCCGACCGUGGGGAACAUUCCCUGCUCCGCUCCGGCUCACUCGCUGCUCACGCUGGCCUGGAACACACACUGAACAUUUCACAGCUGAAAACGGUCGAUUCUCCUCACCAAUGCUCACGAUUUCAGUUAGAAUAAACAAAAACAAACAAAAACCACUUCGUUCUCAUCAUAAACCUAAAAAAAUCAGCUGUUCUGAUAUUUAUCCACCCUCUACAUGAAUGUCAACCCACUGAAAACUGUUUCUAUACUAACGUUUGUGAAUGUCUGAUUUUUAUUUGUAAUUUAAUAUUUUUAAUUGUGAAUCUUUUUUCUAAUUAAACAAAUAAACACACUGCAGGCCAUCGGC